AUGUCACCCGUCAUUAGGAGGGGCAGAGUUGUGUUCCCAAAUACCAAAGAUAAAGAUACCACGAAGAUGAAAGCUUGGGAUAAUAGUCAAAGGAGCAAUCCAAGUCCACCCACGACUCGCAAGGACGAAGAAGAUGAAGGUAAUCUUACAAUAACCGAAAAAAGAGAUACGCCAAUGCUCAUUCGAGGGGUCGUUCUCGGUGCAAGCGACAAAGAAAUCGUACCAUCUGUCUUGCCCCCCAACACCAGAGAAACAGAGAGAAAAUCUGAAGGCGACAGUCAAGCAAUAAAUCCCAGUUCUCCUGCUACUCUGGACAAAACGAGUCCCCAGAAACGAGAUCUCAUGAACACCCCUCUAAAUAUGCCAAGACCUCCGGAUGGUUUCCUGAGUGCGUUGCUAGGAGAGCUUUCCAACGUGGUUGGUGAUCCUUUAGUUGUAGUUAAUUCGCAUACGGCAUUUGACGAUGCGAUACAAAAACGAGAAAAUUACCGAUACGCUCAAUGUUUGGCAUGGACUUUCUGGGAUGGUGGAAACUGUUGUGGAUAG
Molecule: messenger RNA, 546 nt
Organism: Sclerotinia borealis F-4128
Lineage: Eukaryota; Fungi; Ascomycota; Leotiomycetes; Helotiales; Sclerotiniaceae
Source: the annotation of a GenBank genome assembly